AUGGGUGACUAUUCGAAAGCACUUGAAUUUUACGAAAAAUCACAUAAAAUAAAGGAAAAAGUUCUGCCUCCAAAUCAUCCCGAUUUGGCUACUUCCUACAGCAAUAUCGGUCAAGUGUACAACAAUAUGGGUGACUACUCAAAAGCACUUGAAUUUUGCGAAAAAGCACUUAAAAUCGAUGAAAAAGUUCUGCCUUUGAAUCAUCCCUAUUUGGCUACUUCAUACAACAAUAUUGGUCAAAUGUAUUACAACAUGGAUGACUACUCAAAAGCACUUGAAUUUUACGAAAAAUCACAUCAAAUCUACGAAAAAGUUCUGCCUUCGAAUCGUCCCUAUUUGGCUACUUCCUACAACACCAUCGGUCAAGUGUAUAACAACAUGGGCGACUACUCGAAAGCAAUUGAAUUUUACGAAAAAUCGCUUAAAAUAAGAGAAAAAGCUCUGUCCUCGAAUCAUCCCGAUUUGGCUGGUAGUCACUUGAGUUUCGCAGCAUGUUACGAACGAAUGGGUGAUUACGCAGCAGCUCUUAAGGCUCUUCAUAGUACUUUUCAAAUUCAACAACAAGUAUUUCAAGAAGGUAAUCCAGCUUUUACUUCAACAUAUAGUUGGCUCGGAAGAGUUUAUCGAAGUUUGAAAGAUUAUUCAAAAGCACUUGAUAAUUUCGAAAAAUGUCUCGCAAUAGUUCAAAAAACGUUAUCUGAAAGACAUCCCAAUCGAGCUAUUACAUAUAGUAAUAUUGGUGAUGUUCAUCGAUUAAUGGGUAGUUAUGAUAGGGCACUUUCAUUUCAUCAAAAGGCAUUAAAUAUUCAAGAAAAUGUUCAAUAUAAUCCUCUGGAAUGUGCAACGACAUAUACAAAUUUAGGUGAAACUUAUCGAGAAAUGAAAGAUUAUUCAACAGCAUUGACAUAUUUUCAAAAAGGAUUAGAAAUACGUCAAAAGAAAUUACCAAAAAAUCAUCCUGAUUUAGCUAUAAUUUUUCAUAAUAUGGCAAAACUAUAUUUGGCUACCCAACAAUGUAGUAUGGCAAUGGAAAAUGUCCAACAAGCGGUAGACAUCGCUCAGAAGAAAUUGCCUUCAAAUCAUCCUCAUCUGUUGAACUAUAGACAAACAUUUAAAGAAGUGCAAAAGAAUAUGUAA
This is a messenger RNA of Rotaria sordida, 1137 nucleotides long. Lineage: Eukaryota; Metazoa; Rotifera; Eurotatoria; Philodinida; Philodinidae. The record is from the annotation of a GenBank genome assembly.